AUGUAUAAGAAGAGCCGGAGGACUCACAGCUUCCUAUUGCUUGUGCCCGGCUCCGACCGUUCAAGCAAGAACGAACCAUUUUUGUGGCUCGAGAAGCCUCUGCUCUUUCCUCACCUCUUUUUUCUGGUGGAGGAUCUAGACAAAACCAGAGAGGGUGUACGGUAUGAAGCGGAAAAUCUAAAUCUUUCGACUUCUCCACGCCCCUACCCUACAGAUCUGGCCUGUGCCAUCCUUGAGGAGACCGAGUCGGAAAGUGAGUCGCCAAACGAACCCGUCACUCCCAUUAGCGGCAGGCAGUCCCGAGAAUUUACAGCCGUCCGCACCCAAGACAACUCCGACACCGAGCCAAGCGCCGGCACCUCCGAGCUAUCCACUUCCAAUUCCUCCGCGAGAAUCGCCGCGAAACGACCCCUCGUCAUCGAUACCGACAUCAAGCCCAAUUCACCCCCGCAGACCGCCGGAAGGCUCUCGAGCCAUCCUUCAGCUCUUAAACUCUCUGGUUCCGUCGAAGGAAGCCCUCUUCCUAGGCGCUCAACAUUCUCCUCUACUACCAGCAGCAUAAGGCGAUCUUUUUCUUUUUUCCGGCGGACAGGCAAGGAUUCCGAGCCCCAGAGCGUCGGGACGUCCGAUACGAGCCUCAGCACACGCGCCGAGGCAGACCCCAGGCCAAUCCCGCUGCAAAAGUCGCCGUCCACUGCUCGUUUCAAUACUCCGCCUUCUCCAGGCUCGCCUCCUCUCGAGAUGGUCUUCUCUUCGCGUGACCAUGCCGCGAACGGCAGCGCCCAGAAUGGAAGCGCCUCCACAACAGAUGAUUUGAAGAAGAAGAACCGCGCGUCGACCGGUCUUGGCAUUAGGGGACGAGCUGUUAACUUUGUCAAUGCGAACGUACCCGGUCGCGACAAGGACAAAGACAAGGAUAAGAAGCGGAUGAAGAGAAGAGCUAAUAGCUUUAACGGCCGCAAGGAUACACUGGCCUUGACACCCGCUGCUGUGAAUCCCGAGUCGCCCUUCGUCCCCGCCGAGAGGCUUCCCUGGCCUUAUCCCCCCGAUCAGGGUACCGGCGCUAAGGCGCGCCGCAUGAGUUUGAGCCUCCCCGAUGAUUUUACCGUCGACGUUGCCGAAUUACUUUCCGAGUUCGAGUACCAGCGGAAAUUCCUCGGCCGUCACGGAAAGCAUCUCGGCAAGGGCGCCACGUGCAAGGUUACACUGAUGACGCGGAAGGGUUCACCGGGCGAGCUUUACGCCGUCAAGGAAUUCCGUGGCAAGUCGGGCCGCGAGUCCCCUGAAGAAUACGAGAAGAAGAUCAAGUCCGAGUACAGUAUUGCGAAGAGCCUACACCACCCGAAUAUCGUCGAGACGAUUCGCCUCUGCACCGAUCGCGGUCGAUGGAACCACGUCAUGGAAUACUGCGCUGAGGGUGAUCUCUUUGGCCUCGUCGAGAAGGGCUACCUCAAGCAGGAGGCGCGCAUGAUGGACCGGAAUUGUUUGUUCAAGCAGCUCGUUCAGGGAGUCAACUACUUGCACUCCAACGGCAUCGCUCACCGAGAUAUCAAGCUGGAGAAUCUCCUCAUCACCAAGGACAGCAAGCUCAAGAUUACUGAUUUUGGCGUGUCUGAGGUGUUUUCUGGAAUCCACCCCGGUCUGCGUGAGGCUGGCGGCGUGUGUGGCAAGAACAUGGGCGAGGUGCGUCUUUGUGCUCCAGGCAUUUGUGGCAGCGAGCCGUACAUCGCGCCCGAAGUCCUCGCUAAGAGGGAGGCCUAUGACCCUCGCGCUCUCGACGUCUGGAGCUCCGCAAUCAUCAUGAUCAACCUCAUCUUCGGCGGCAACCUCUGGGGUAAGGCAUCCCCCAAGGAUCCGAGCUACAUGCCACUCGUCAAGGGAUGGGAGGACUGGGAGGGCAAGCAACGGGAGCCCGACGCACUUCCGGACGACUCCGAUUACCCUCAUGUGCUGGCCUUUGACAGAUUUGUCAAGCCUCCCGCGCUUCGACGUCUCCUUCUCCGAAUGCUGAACCCAAAUCCCAACAAACGAAUCAGCAUGGCUGAUGUCGUGGCCCACCGCUGGGUGAGGAACGUUGAAUGUUGUCAGCUGGAGUCGUACGAAGACCCCACGCCAAUUGACGUUUCGAAGAAGGAUGCCCUCAAGACUGGCUCGCGAAAGAUUUACAUUCACAAUCACUUGCCACCCCCACCCAUCACAGGCGCGCCUUCAAUUGGUGUCAUGCCUGGAAAGCCUGGCUACUAA
Scedosporium apiospermum is the source of this 2244-nucleotide messenger RNA. RefSeq lists its product as uncharacterized. Bases 1 to 2244 code for a protein of 747 amino acids. NCBI's taxonomy places the organism in Eukaryota, Fungi, Ascomycota, Sordariomycetes, Microascales, Microascaceae. The record is from RefSeq and is a predicted model, not a curated record. Gene Ontology annotation, molecular function: protein serine/threonine kinase activity; ATP binding. Gene Ontology annotation, biological process: intracellular monoatomic cation homeostasis; protein phosphorylation; intracellular signal transduction. The transcript has 2 exons.